Kogia breviceps (pygmy sperm whale) is the source of this 2876-nucleotide messenger RNA. RefSeq names its product ferrochelatase (gene FECH). Gene Ontology annotation, biological process: heme biosynthetic process. NCBI's taxonomy places the organism in Eukaryota, Metazoa, Chordata, Mammalia, Artiodactyla, Physeteridae. Gene Ontology annotation, molecular function: protoporphyrin ferrochelatase activity. Gene Ontology annotation, cellular component: mitochondrion. The record is from RefSeq and is a predicted model, not a curated record.
GUCUGCUGCUAGCGGUUGGUGGGGCCCGCGCCUGGGUGUGCUGCCGCGGGAGGAACCCAGGUCCCGGGCCGAGGCUGCCCCGGGGAUGGUUUUAGUCGGCACAAACAUGGCUGCGGCCCUGCGAUCUGCAGGCGUCCUGCUCCGCGAUCGGCUGGUAUAUGGUGGCUCAAGGGCCUGUCAGCCGCGGAGGUGCCAGUCGGGUGCAGCCACAGCAGCAGCCGCCACAGAAACAGCCCAACAUGCCAGAAGCCCCAGAUCUCAAGUUCAGCCGGGGAACAGGCAGCCGAAAACUGGAAUCUUAAUGCUGAACAUGGGAGGCCCUGAAACCGUCGGAGAAGUUCACGACUUCCUUCUGAGGCUCUUCUUGGAUCGAGACCUCAUGACACUUCCUGUUCAAAAUAAGCUGGGACCAUUCAUUGCCAAACGCCGAACCCCCAAAAUUCAGGAGCAGUACCGCAGGAUUGGAGGCGGAUCCCCCAUCAAGAUGUGGACUUCUAAGCAAGGGGAAGGCAUGGUGAAGCUGCUGGAUGAGUUGUCCCCGCACACAGCCCCUCACAAAUACUAUAUUGGAUUCCGGUAUGUCCACCCGUUAACAGAAGAAGCAGUUGAAGAGAUGGAGAGAGAUGGGCUGGAAAGGGCGAUUGCUUUCACACAGUAUCCACAGUACAGCUGCUCUACCACAGGCAGCAGCUUAAAUGCCAUUUACAGAUACUAUAAUGAAGUGGGCAAGAAGCCCACGAUGAAGUGGAGCACGAUUGACAGGUGGCCCACCCACCCCCUCCUCAUUCAGUGCUUUGCCGACCACAUUCUGAAAGAAUUGGACCAUUUUCCACUUGAGAAGAGACGCGAGGUGGUUAUUCUUUUUUCUGCACACUCACUGCCAAUGUCUGUGGUCAACAGAGGGGACCCCUAUCCUCAGGAGGUGGGCGCCACCGUCCAGAGAGUCAUGGAUAAGCUGGGUUACUCCAAUCCCUACAGACUGGUUUGGCAGUCCAAGGUUGGCCCGAUGCCCUGGCUGGGUCCUCUGACACACGAGGCCAUUAGAGGGCUUUGUGAGCGGGGGAGGAAGAAUAUCCUUUUGGUUCCGAUAGCAUUUACCAGCGAUCACAUUGAAACGCUGUAUGAACUGGAUAUCGAGUACUCUCGAGUUCUAGCCAGUGAGUGUGGGGCUGAAAACAUCAGAAGAGCAGAGUCUUUUAAUGGAAAUCCACUGUUCUCGAAGGCCCUGGCCGACUUGGUGCAUUCACACAUCCAGUCCAACGAGCGCUGCUCCACGCAGCUGACCCUGAGCUGCCCGCUCUGCGUGAAUCCCGUGUGCAGGGAGACCAAGUCCUUCUUCAGCAGCCAGCAGCUGUGACCCGGCCAGAGCACCGCUGGGAUUUGGCAGGUGCCCAGCCUCCAGACGCCUCCGAGGUGGAAGAGGAUGUAUUUAGCAUUAGGGAGGGAGUUACAUUGGUGUGGGUGUAGCCCUGGGCCACAAAUUGGGUACCUUCUUGAGGAAUGGACUCUGAAAUCCUUACCGAGGGGUGUUUUUAUCGACCAAUAGAGUAAGCAUUUAUAGUUCCCCUCUCAGUGAAACUGCAUCAAGUGUAGGUUCCAGAAGUGCUUUGAGAGGCCCCAGGCACACGGGGCUGAUAAACGCGUGGCACUCCUGCAUUUGUCAUCCCCGCGUUGGUGCCACAGGACGGGGGGCUGGAAAUGCCACUGAAGGGCUGCGUGUCCAGAGCUCCUCUCAGGACCUCGUGGAACUUUCCAUUGAGCAUCUUCUUCGUCUUGGUCGAAUGUCCCCUUUCCGCACAUUUGUCUGGAGAUUUAUUUUAUAAAGUCAACUAUGUUUGGUAACCUCAAAUUCUUAAUCUACAAUUUUUAUUAUAAAAAUGAUAUAACCGUGCUCUUGGAAAUUUAAAAAAUAGAGAAAAGGAAAAUAACCACUCUAAUGCAACAAGUAUUAUUCAUAUUAUUGUAUUUCAUGCUAGUCUUUUCCUGUGGCUAUUUUAGGUGCCAUUAUAACCUUGAAUUUGUGAGUGAAAAGUUGACCUAAAAUGUAGAAAUAAUGUAGGAUCAGAGUCAGAUCUUCUCUACCUGGAUUUAUAUGGAUUUAAAAAAUCUCUGAUGGAUCCAUAGUGAAUGUGUAAUAAUUACUUUCUCUUUCCUUUAAGCCUUACAACUUUGUUCUUCUAAAAUGCAUUUCUUUUUUUUUGAAGCCAGUGAAAGUAUUAGUGGAGUCAUAGAUCUUCUAUAUUCAGUAUUUACUGUAUUAAUAAAUAUGACAUCAUUAAGGUUUUAACCAGUCUGAUUCAUUCUCUCUGUUAAACCAAAAGUAAUCCAAAUUCAUUACUAAUCAAAAUUGUGAAAUAAGAGGAAUUUACUUUGUAGUACAAGAAAAGAAACAUGCCAUCCACGUUAGUUAAUAGUUUUCCCACACUGAUAACAGCUCUGAAAUUUGAGUAGCAUCUACACUUUUUUUUUUUCCAAAUUGGCUUUCCUUUUAGUAGAUUGUGAUUCCAGAAGAGGGUACAAGGCAUAGACAGUUGUUUAGAAUUUUCCUCUUCUGUUUCCACCCACUUUGGGGGGACUAGGUUCAAGGUAGGCUUUGAGUGACCUUGGCGGGAUGGGGUAGGGAGCAGCUUGUGUGUUAGCCAGAGGGCAGAGUUUAAAGCUGGCGGCCAUAAGAAAGAACUAACACCUGCGUGUGUACGCGUGUGCUGGUGUGUAAGCCUAGAGCCCUUGACUAGACCCUUGGUACUGCAUCUCUAAGCUCUCAACCCAGCCUAUAGAACCCCUUCUGUCAGAUCCUGAAGAUGGCCCAGGAACAUGCUUCCCAGCAUUGGGUGGAAAUGGGAAAUUCAUUGAGAUGUUGCAAGCUGGAAAAAGAA